This is a messenger RNA of Sebastes umbrosus (honeycomb rockfish), 1113 nucleotides long. RefSeq lists its product as uncharacterized. The record is from RefSeq and is a predicted model, not a curated record. The transcript has 7 exons. NCBI's taxonomy places the organism in Eukaryota, Metazoa, Chordata, Actinopteri, Perciformes, Sebastidae. Bases 102 to 968 code for a protein of 288 amino acids. Gene Ontology annotation, cellular component: plasma membrane.
CAGCAGCAGCUGAUCCUCUCUGAUGGUCUGAUGAAGCUAAACAUCAACACUCUGCUGUUCAUUGAUUGAUUAAUAGGUCAUUUAGCGGUGGUACGGAGGGGAUGAUCGGCUCUAACAGAGUCGGAGUCUGUGCGGAGGAUCUUGUUGCUGAAAACGUUAAAAACAACAGAGAAGAUGGAGGAAGGAGGAACGGCGGUGUGGCGGAGGUCUUCGGGCUGGUGUUGACCCUGCUGUCCGUGGUCUUCAUCCUCUUCACCUUCCCCUUCACAGCCUGGAUAUGUGCUAAGGUCAUCCAGGAGUAUGAGAGGGCCGUUAUCUUCAGACUGGGCCGUGUUGUUAAAGGACGAGCCAAAGGACCCGGUCUGUUCUGGUUCAUCCCCUGGCUGGACGUCAUCCAGACAGUAGACCUGCGCACUGUCUCCUUUAACAUCCAUCCACAAGAGGUUCUGACUGCGGACGGGGUGACGUUGACGGUGGAUGCUGUCGUGUUUUACCGGGUGGUGGACCCCUCCCUCUGGGUGACCAGGGUUAAGAAUGGCUACCUGGCCACACACACACUGGCCCAGACGACCCUGAGAGCCACGCUGGGCACACGCACUCUGACAGACGUACUGACGCAGACGACGGGCAUCACAAAGAGAAUGGAAGAGGUGCUGUACGCUGCGUCCAGACCGUGGGGCGUUCAGGUGGAGCGGGUGGAGCUAAAAGACCUGACGCUCCCCGUCAGUCUGCAGCGCUGCAUGUCUUCAGAGGCCGAGGCUGCCAGGACGGCCAGGGCCAAAAUGAUUCUGGCCGAAGGAGAGUUGGCGGCGUCUGGAGCUUUAAAGGAGGCGGCGUCAGGACUUCCCCCCGUGGCUUUCCACCUCAGAUACCUGCAGUCGUUGUCCUCCGUCCAGAGCGACGUGUCCAUCGUGGUCUUCGCCUUCCCCGCGGAGCUCCUCGACAUGUUCAUCUCCCAUCAGCCUUAGCUCUCCAACACACCACCCGAGUGUUUCUGCAGGGAGAUAAAAAGUUAGACUGAGCCGUAUAAUACAGAUGAUACAUUAUUUGUAAAUAUAUACUGUAAUUGGAUAUUUACUCUGUUAAUAAAAUAUUUUUAUUUUUACAUCCUUA